Molecule: messenger RNA, 2804 nt
Organism: Larimichthys crocea (large yellow croaker)
Lineage: Eukaryota; Metazoa; Chordata; Actinopteri; Sciaenidae
Product: inflammation and lipid regulator with UBA-like and NBR1-like domains
Exons: 5
Coding region: 43-909 (288 amino acids)
Biological process (GO): macroautophagy
Cellular component (GO): phagophore assembly site
Molecular function (GO): ubiquitin binding
Source: RefSeq, a predicted model, not a curated record
CCCCCCCCCCCCCCCCCCCCCUCUGUCCAGGCGAAUUUCGCGAUGGACAGCAUGGACCUGGACCAGGAGCUCAUGCAAAAAUUCAGCUGCAUGGGUACAACGGACAAAGAUAUCCUAAUAUCGGAGUUUCAGAGGCUCCUCGGGUUUCAGCUAAACCCCGCCGGAUGCGCCUUCUUUCUGGACAUGACCAACUGGAAUUUACAAGCAGCCAUCGGCGCCUACUAUGACUUUGAGAGUCCCAACAUCAGUGCCCCAUGCAUGUCCUUUGUGAGAGAUGUGACGAUUGGCGAGGGUGAAUCAGUUCCACCGGACACACCUUUCACAAAGACCUGGAGGAUACAGAACACAGGUGCAGAGUCGUGGCCUCCCGGGGUUUGUCUGAAGUAUGUCGGAGGAGAUCAGUUUGGUCACGUAAACAUGGUGAUGGUGCGGUCUUUAGAUCCUCAGGAGAUGGCUGAUGUUAGUGUGCAGAUGCAGAGCCCUGUCUCUCCUGGCAUGUACCAGGGCCAGUGGAGAAUGUGUACAGCUACGGGACUCUACUAUGGAGAUGUAAUUUGGGUGAUCCUGAGCGUGGAGGUCGGAGGUCUCCUCGGCGUCACACAGCAGCUUUCCUCUUUCCAAGCCGAGUUCAACACCCAGCCUCACCGCAGCCUGGAAGGAGACUACAACCCCUUCGCUUCUCCAGAGAAGAGCAAGUGCCCCAACAGCAACAACAACAGUCUCCACGAUGCUAGUGGUCAUAGGGUCGCAGAGGAACAUUGGCAGGGAAGCCCCAACGAGCUGCAGCAAGAUCAGAACGGACUUUCACACAACUCUGUGGAUAUAGUAGCAAACAGUCUACAAAGCAAUCUAUCAGUAGUCUCUUAUAACCAGGGUAUACAGGAGCCCUAUCCUUUUGGGCACUCUUAAAUCAUGAGACUUGUCACAGUGACGCAGCACUAAAUUCGUACCUCUGGAGUCUGUCACACCAAUAAGAGAAGGAAGAGGCUUUACCAGUAGCUGGCAGAGAGUGUGAAGAUUCAAAAAACACUUCUUUAUGCAAAGUUCCGGCUACACUUUAAUGAAACCAGAGGCCAACGCUCCUGACGUGCAGCUCAACCAACAUCCCACAAAACCCACUGUAUGCACGUGUGAAUGCUAAGUUAAAAAAUGAGUGCUAUGAGUCUUUUGAGUGAUAACUUUUUAUUAUUAUUGUUUUUUGUUUUUUUUUAGUUGUCAAGAGUGCAAAUGAAACAAUGACAGGAAUGUGUAUUUGUGAAACUGUGUGUAUAUGUGUGUGCGCAUUGUGCAACCUGAAAGAGAGCCUUUGGAGGAAAAGCCAUUUAUUUUGCCAACUGAUUCUCCAGUUUCUGCUCUGAUUUGGUUCCCUGUAACUAAAUAGGGGCGUCUCAAGGGGAACAACGACAUCCCUCAGAAAUAUAUCUGAAGCUCAUCAGUUGUUUUUUAGUUUUUUUUGUGCUUUUGCAUUAUGGACAUUGUUGCUAUGCUGUCUCAGUACCUACUGGAGGGAGUCAGCCAUUUCUCUUUAAAACACUGAGAAUCAGAACUCUUUAUCUACAGUGUAGCGCCUAUGAGAUGGUCAGGUUUGGUCUUGAUCAUUGUACAGUUAAAAAAAAAAUCCCCUUAAAGAUAGAGCCAUUGAUUUUAUUAUGCCUUCUGUGGUCAAAUAUUUUGAGCUACUUGGUGUAAAUGUAACGUAAAAUGUAAUGAUUUUAGUGUGAAAGCUCAAAGAGAUGGUGAAGGUUUUCUCACACACACACACACACAUAUAUACAUCUAUGAAAUUUUAGAAAAAUAUUAGCAGAAUAUUCAUUAUUUUAAUAAUGCAGUAUUAGAGCGCUCAUUGUCUCUAAAUCUAAUAUUUUACAUGCAAUGGAUGAUGACAGAAUUAGGGUACACUUUGCCCUCAGACGUUGACUUCACAAGACACAACUUCACAUUUUGAAAAAAAAAAACAUGUUUUCUGCUCCGAAUUUUGAUUUUAAACCUGUCUUGGACUCGCUUUUUAUCACAUUGAGUUGAAUGUAUUUGAUGAAUGUAGAAGAGAAUAAUGUUUUUUGGAAACAUAUUAAUUCACCCAAAGAUUCAACAUUGUAUAUUUGUAUUGAACUGGUGUAAUUAUUGUUCCUCUUGUUAGAAUUAUUGCGUUACAUUCGAGUCUAAUCAUUGAUGACCUUCUUAAACACAUUUUAGAAUUUGGUCCUGUUUAGAUCAUUUUAGAUGCACCAGUAAAAAUCACUAUGAAACGACAAAAUCAUGUUGUCCUGAAGCUCUAACUGGCUGAUCUAUGCACCGACUAGUGCAACCUUCAAGAUAACCUGUACUGUGCUGUCCUCAUCCAAGUACUGUUAAGUCCUGAAGGGUUUAUCAUAUCUGUGAUUUUAUCUGCCACCCACAGCCAGUGAGUUAGACCACCUCAUCAGGUAAACACAGCAAUCAUGAAGGCACUAAUUGUAAGCCCUGGGGUUACUAAGCUUUGACGUGACAAAUGAUACCAGCCAAUAAAUGCUAAAUGUCACACGUAUCCCUGGGCUCCUCCUUGCUGUCUGUCACAACACUCUAAAUUUUCUGUGCAGCAUCCGUGAUGAUAAAUGUUCAAUGUCAAUUCAUGAAGUGCAUAGUGUGUUUUCUUCUUUGUGUAAUAUUGGAAGUCUCCACUGGCCAGAUUGCAGAAUGAAUCAGUUGGCAUUAGACGACGUACAACAGCACAUUUAUUGGGAGUGAGGAAGUGCAAACAGAUGAAAGAUUUUUUUCUCCUGUGUGUUUGAUGAAUGUUUGUAUGAUUAAAUUAUCACUGAAAAGUU